Leptinotarsa decemlineata (Colorado potato beetle) is the source of this 2560-nucleotide messenger RNA. RefSeq lists its product as uncharacterized. Gene Ontology annotation, molecular function: DNA binding; protein binding. Lineage: Eukaryota; Metazoa; Arthropoda; Insecta; Coleoptera; Chrysomelidae. Gene Ontology annotation, cellular component: nucleus. The record is from RefSeq and is a predicted model, not a curated record. Gene Ontology annotation, biological process: regulation of transcription by RNA polymerase II.
UGAACACCAAUAGGAUCGGAAGCUUUUGCGGCUAGAUGAACAACGGGACAAGCUUCAUGGCUUCGUGGCGUCAGGUCUGCUCCGGCAGCUCAUCUAUGCUACGUAGAAGUGGAUGGAAGAGAGAGAGGAUGGUGAAAACUUGAAAGAGAGAGCGUGGAGAUGAGAGGAGAGAAACGAAUUUGAUCCACAACAAAAUAGUGAGCUUGUCUCUUCUAAUCGUACAGUCCGUUUUGCUCUGUGGUCUUGUUCCUAUUUCUUUUAACGCGAUUCAAUCCGUGUUUGUUUGUUUUGCAUGUUCAUUUGUGUCAUCUGGGCAUUCACGGCAAAACAGGGAGGAUGGAUGACGGCCAACAGUACUGCUUACGAUGGAACAAUUAUCAAAGCAAUAUGACAUCAGUGUUUCACCAAUUACUUCAAAAUGAAGCUUUCGUUGAUGUUACGUUAGCCUGCAAUAACUUAUCCCUCAAAGCUCAUAAGGUAGUGUUAUCUGCCUGUUCGUCGUAUUUUCAAAAGCUGUUAUUAGAAAAUCCUUGUAAGCAUCCGACGAUAAUAAUGCCUCAAGAUGUCGGUUACGCCGACUUGAAAUUUAUCAUCGAAUUCGUCUACAAGGGGGAAAUCGACGUAUCUCAGGCUGAACUCCAGUCUCUGCUACGAACUGCGGACCAAUUAAAGAUCAAAGGCUUGUGUGAAUCGCCCGACGACAAAGAAUAUUCCGAAUUACCUCUGGCUGCUCUCAGUACUAAGGGUGACAAGAAUUCACCGACGUCAACACAAUUCAAGUUACAAGACAAUAAUCCUUCAGUUAACAACAAAAGACCGGCUUCGCGACAAGAAACACCUUCUGCCACGAAUGAAGCUGAACCUGAAGAUAAAGAAGACGACACAGAGGACCAAUCGACGGAAAACGAAGAAAAUGAUAUGCCAGUAGCUUUGGAUGAACGCAAACGAAAAAGGCCAAACCCGCCGGAGCAGACGAAACCUCUAAACAUGAGCAGCCAUGGCCUCCUCUCCGGACAGACAAUCUUCUCCCAGUUUGGAGUGGACACCGAUGAUUUCCCGCCAGAACCUCCCGCUCCUUCAGCCAUCCCCGUUGGUCAUAUGGAUAUGUCCAACGUUGAACAUUCACCCACUCGAACCCUACUCACCACUCCGAUCCAUCGAAUAGACAUUUCCGAUUCCACCAAGUACACGUUGGACAUCAAGAAAGAGGCUGACAUCAAGUUCGAAACUUUACGGUCCUAUGAUCAAGACAGUUUGCUGGAUAUGGAGUCUCAUAUGUCUGGUCCGGACCAUUCGAUGGAUAGUCAUGAGGAUGGUGAUAGAAGCAUGCACCAAGGAGUGAUGGGACAAGGUGAUUUCGGAGGGAUGUUAGCUGGAGUUUCCAAUAGAUUAGAUGUAAAUAGUAGUGAAGACCAAGUACCUGGAAUUAAAACUAAUGGCCAUUCCGAAAAUACGCAGCGGUCGCAUACAGGUGGGGGACCGAAAACGUGGACUCAGGAAGAUAUGGACAUGGCUUUAGAUGCCUUAAGAAAUCACAAUAUGAGCCUUACCAAGGCUUCUGCAACUUAUGGUAUUCCCUCCACUACAUUAUGGCAAAGGGCACACAGAUUAGGAAUAGACACACCAAAAAAAGAGGGGCCCACAAAAUCAUGGACAGAAGAAAAUCUCAACAACGCACUUGAAGCUUUGCGUACUGGUACAAUAUCGGCUAAUAAGGCUAGUAAAGCAUAUGGUAUUCCCAGUAGCACAUUGUAUAAAAUAGCGAGAAGAGAAGGAAUAAGACUGGCAGCACCAUUCAAUGCAGCACCAACAACGUGGACGCCUGAAGAUUUAGAGAAAGCUUUAGAAUCAAUCAGAACCGGCCAAACCUCAGUACAAAAAGCCUCUACAGAAUUUGGUAUACCUACAGGUACUCUUUAUGGAAGAUGCAAGAGGGAGGGAAUCGAGUUAUCAAGGUCGAACCCGACACCAUGGUCCGAGGAUGCCAUGGGAGAAGCACUGGAAGCUGUUAGGUUAGGGCAUAUGUCAAUCAAUCAAGCAGCUAUCCACUACAACCUGCCUUAUUCAUCUUUAUAUGGACGAUUCAAACGCGGAAUCAAGUAUGAUCCUGACAACGUUGACUUGAACCAAGACAGUCAGUUGCAAAUGGAUCAUUCGUUUGGAAUGGAAUAUGCUACCUCUCCUUCUCAAAUCCAAUACCAAAAUCAGAACAGCUGAGAUACGGCCUUCAACUUUGACUGCUUUUAAAUUUAGUUCAAUAGACAAUUCGAGAUUUUUUGAAGAGGAGUCAAAGUUUGAAGGUCAGUAUUUUUUAUGAAAUUUUCAUCACCAUACUAGGCUGUUGUGCUAAAAUCUUACUAAUGUAAAAAAUUCCUUAUUUUUAAUGAAAUUAGAUCAAAUUUAUGCCUUGUCCGAGGUUUUAUUACGAAAAGUGCAAUAUAUUACCAUAUUUAAUACUGUCUAGAAUAAUGUACAGAUUAAUUGUAUAUUGUACUAAUUUAUUUAGGAUAGAUUAUUCUUUGUAAAUAAUGAUUUCAUGAGUUGAUUUCAUGACACAUUA